Messenger RNA from Trichoderma virens Gv29-8, 750 nucleotides. RefSeq lists its product as uncharacterized. Bases 1 to 750 code for a protein of 249 amino acids. Lineage: Eukaryota; Fungi; Ascomycota; Sordariomycetes; Hypocreales; Hypocreaceae. The record is from RefSeq and is a predicted model, not a curated record. The transcript has a single exon.
AUGGGUAAAUCUUCUCCAACUCUCUCUCUCAUUCUCACCGUUACUAACCGUCUCUCUCUUCCCCCUCCAGGCCGCGACGUCAAGAAGCGCCUCUAUCUCAGCCGCCCCGACCCGGACAUCAUCACCACUCGUACCCACGUCACCCGCUACAUCCCCGAAUCUCCCUCCCCUCCUCCCGUCGAAUACAUCACCGUGCCCCGUCCUCCUCCCGCCAUCAUCCAGCUUCCCCCUCCGCCUCCUCCCACUCUCCCGCCCGCCCCCAUGCCCCCCCCUCCGACCUUCGUCCUGCCUCCCAUCCGCCGGCGCACGCCCGAGCCGGAAUUCAUCGAGGUCAUUGCCGUCAGCGAGGACGAAAAGGACGACAAGAAAAAGAAGAAGAAGAAGAAGGACAAGCACCACCGCUCCAAGAGCCGGUCCUCCAUCUCCAGCCACUCCCGCAGCCGCUCCCGCAGCCACCACCGCCACCGCGAAGACGAGCUGGAUCGCUACCACCACGACCACGACCACGACCGCGAACGCGACGUCGAGGAGUCGCGCGACAGAGAAGUCUACAUUGAGAGGGAGCGAUACAUCCCCUACCCUGUCCCCAUGGAGCCCGAGUACAAAACAUAUCGAUACGUGGACGCUCCGCGCAGCCCCGGGCGACGCCGUGCCUCGUCCCCCUCGCCCUCUUCUCCGCAGCGGUACAUCGAAGAAGAUAGAGAGCGCGAUUAUAUCCGCAUAAAGGAUCGCGAAUACCGAUACGAAUAA